Messenger RNA from Xyrichtys novacula (pearly razorfish), 9649 nucleotides. NCBI's taxonomy places the organism in Eukaryota, Metazoa, Chordata, Actinopteri, Labriformes, Labridae. The record is from the annotation of a GenBank genome assembly.
UUUAUUGCACUUGCGUCGGCUUGGCUUUGAGAGGAAUUCAAUAUCAUUACAGGUUAAUCUCUUUGAUAGACUGCAAUGGUGACGAUAAAGGGGGAAAAAAAGGUCAGAGUGAUGUGGUCCUUUAUCUUAUUUUAACGUCAUAAUCUUACCUUUCAUGCACCACAUGUAUUACAUAUUUGACUCUCUGGUUUAAUAAGGAUUUGUCUCCUUUCCCGUUUCAUCAAACACCACCUACAAAGGUGAGGUGGGAAGAAGGAGAGAGAGAGAAAAGAGGGGAGAGUGUAAAAGAGAGAGUACAGAGGCUCCUCCUUGUUCGCUGCGUGUGUUUUCUUGUGUGUUUUUUCCGCCUGGUCUUCACACACACUCCCGCUCAGCAGAGAUUCAGAGGUGGAGAGCAAAUAUUCUCACUGGGAAAAAAAGGGGGGAAGGGAAACAGAUUCGCUUCCUCUUCUGUCAAAAAGAAGGAACAGAAACAAGGAAAAAAGGGUUGAAAGAGAGUGUGAUUAUAAAAGCAGAAGGGUUACUUUAAUCAGCCCUGCCUUCUGCACGUGCUCAGUGAGGGAAAGCUGUGUUCCCAGAUGGAGAGGAUGCAAGGAGAGGGAGAGGUGGACCACCUGGAGCGACCAAGCCCACUGACAGACAAGGAGAGGGUGAUGAUCCAGGACUCAUGGGCAAAAGUCUACGAGAACUGUGAUGAUGCUGGAGUGGCAAUACUUGUCAGGUAACCUUUCCCUUUUUUUACACUUUCUCUCUCCUGUUUGUGUUUGUGUAGUAAGCAUAGAGUGAGGAAAAUAUUAAUAUUUUGUGGACAAAAGUUGUGAUGACAAUUUGAGUUUGCUCUUCAGUCCUCAAAUGAUUAGAAGCUAAAUAUCACACCAAACUGUAUUUCAUAUUAUUUGUCACCUUUUAUUACGCCCCCAGUGGAAAAAACAGCACAUCUUGCCUCCUCACUAAUGCUACAUAUGUACAAGUACAACAACACUUUAAAGUAUCACUUACUGUGUAACUUUGCUGUAAAGGCUGUUUUAGACAAAGUCAUGUUGAUCGCCUCGUCUGACAGUGUCCAUGUAGUAAUGGUUACACAGAUUCAAAAAUACAAAGCAGUUAGUCCUCCAGCCGGGGGUCUUGUUUGAUUUUGUAGAUCUACUAAAAACAUCACUGUUUAAAGCUACUCUUUUGGUUUAUGUUGGUUUUGGCACCCCCUCUAGACAAAGUGGUGCUCUUUUUUUCUUGAACAUGAGAAGGACAUGUUUUUUUAAAAGCCUAAUGUAUUAUACAUAAAGACUUUUGAUCUAUAAGUCUGUUUUUGUGCGGUCCGAUAAAUCAUUUUGUCUAACACCUACCCUGCGUCACUGAAUUCAGACAUUAAUACUCACAAUAUAGAAACUAGCAGUCUUGGCACAAACGGUUAUUUGGAGACAUCAGUACCAAUCUCAGCCUGUUUUGUAACCGAAUAAAAAAACCUCACAGGAGCUUUAAUAUCAGCCAUGGCUUGUCCCUGUCCAAAUACAAAAUAAAAAAAGUACUUUUUGAACAAAAAGCAAAAUCAAUUCUGGUAGUGUCUGCUGAAUCAAACUGAAGACCAAAAUGCUCAUAAUUUUAUUACUAGGCAAGUGUGAAUAGGGUUAGUUAAUGAUGUGCACUAACAGCAGCCAUUAACCCUUGAAUGCUCAAAGGCGUGAAGAAGUAUGUGACCUGACAAGAAGAAGCACUUUGAGUGGUUAGAGGAUUAGCAAAGUGCAAUAAGUACAGCUCAUUUACUAUUAACUUGUAUUGUCUCUCUAAAGCUCCUUUCACGUUAAACCCUGAUAUUUCCUCAAUAAUUAAAGGACAUUCAAGCCCUGAUAAUUUAGGGACUUGCUAUGUACACAGGCACCCUAUAGCAAGAAGCUUUUUUGUCAGGCUUUCAAUAUUUAAUAUAUGCCAAAGUUACCGAUUACUUGUUACGUCAGGUGAUUAUGUAUUACGAUUCUUGGAUACAUGGAUUUUAUAUAUUUGGUAUUUGGUUCAAGUUAGAAGGUUGGGUUGGACUUGCAGAAGGAGGUAUUAUAAACUUCAUAUAUAAAUACCGUUACAAACUCAACAGAAGACAACAAAAAACUAUUGACUGAGUGAGUAAGAGUAGAAAGCAUUAUCAUUCUUCAAUACACUCAAAGGGGAUGGGUAGAGCAUUCAGGAGGUAUGAGAUGUAUACAUGAAGACCUUUCAUAUUACAAAUCCAAUGUAGAUAGCACAGUAGUAGAGAGUAAAAUCAUUCUUCAGGAUACUCUCUUUGGUUCGAUUGAGGAGAGGUUGGGUAGGGCAUGUGGGAGAUCCAGUUGUCACUUGCAUAUAUAAAGACUUUUCCAUAAUAGAAGCACAACAGUACCAAACAAAUACGAAUGACAAAGUAGUUAAAGGAUUAAGCAUAAUCAUUCUUCAGGAUACUCCCUUUGGUUCAGUUGAGGAGAGGUUGGGUAGGGAAUAUGGGAGUUCCAGUUGUAACUUGCAUAAAUAAAGACCUUUCUAAAGUAGAAGCUCAACAGUAAAAAAAAAAAUACUAAUGACAGAUUAAGUAGGGGUUAUCCUUGAUACACUAUAUUUAGUUCAGUCGAAAAGAGUUACAGUAGGGCUUGUCAGAGGUACUAUUAUCACCAUUAUGGCAUAUUAUCAUUCUUUAAUAUACUCACAUUUGGUUUAAGCUUUGGGUGAGGUAGGCUAUACAAAACAUACUAAAAUCACCUGCACGUAUAAAAAAAAAGACCUUUUCAUGAUAAAAACACAACAGUAGAAAACAAAAUACUAAUGACUGUAAUAGUAUAAAGCAUUAUCAGCCUUCAGUACAGUUGGUUCAAGUGAGGACAAGUUUGGUAGGGCAUGCUGGAGGUACUGUUCUCUGUAUGUAAAGACUUCUCCAUGACACAAACACAACAGAAGUACCAAGUCAGUAUUAGUUAUUGAAUAUGCAAGACUAUGAAGGGUUAAAAUCUUUGCUAUAUCUCAAGCAGGGGUAGGGCAUGCAGGUGAAAAAGGAGUCUUUCAUAUCAUGUUGACUAUUCUGUGUGUAUAAUGGGACAUUUCUGCGAUACAAACUAGAAAAUGCUGACACCAGUAAAGAGAAUCGAGCCGCAGAACUGCUUGCUAUGAACAAUGUCAACACUCUGCCGACUUACAGGGUAUUUCCUGACUGCCUUACCCUCUGUGUUCACACAUCUCUUCACCGUGACUUUUGGCAGGAAUUUUACUCAGGCACUUUUGGAAAAUGCUGGAUAAAGUUGGAGUGAGGAUUUAGUCUGUUUUUGCUCAGAUGAGCAGCCCACCUGCACAUUGUUGGGAAAUUUUGAGGAGUUUGCACAUACUUGUAAGGCGCUGAGCUUUACUCAUUCUCAAUGUCUUAAAAGUGAUGUAAUAUUAAGUGAUACUCUCACCUCUCUAAUCUUUCCUUUAUCCAGUGUAUGUAGUAACAACAUUAUCAUCCAUCUGCUUGACAUCUUUGGCAUCCAGAGGGCUUCCUCCUCCAGUCGAGGUCAUGUUUUGAACACAAGGUUGCCUACAGCAGCACUUCUCUGUCACUUCUUAUCUCUGAAAUCAAAGGAUGAGAGUUUUUUUUUUUUCCAAAAAGCAUCCAAAACAUUUGCCCUGUGUUUUCUGCUGUCAAAUCAACCAUCACCGGCUGCAAUCACUAAAAAAGAAAGCAUUGCUUUAAAACAGCACACUUCAGAGAGUCGGACGACAUUCUUCUGAAGGCUGUUACACUCGUUCUUUCACAGUCAGCGAGAUUCACCACAUGACACUGCAUGCCUGUAUAAUCCUUCAUGACUGCGGGAGGUGAAAGUUGAGAGGGAGUGUAGCAGAAAAGUGCAGCGGGGGAUACACUUGCACAGCAAAAACAACUAUAAGUGUGUAUAGUAUCACAGAUGGUCGACCAUUAAGUGCAGCACUAAAUCUUACUCCUCUUUUUUAUGAUAAACAUCCCCUCUUAUUUCCUUCCUCCACAUUCCUGCACAAAGACCCCGUAACCUUGAGGAAUUUGAGGAAUGGGGAUGGAUCGAUAAGCAGAACCAUUGUAAAUUCUGUUUUCAUGCGUUCAGGUUCUUCAAACUCACCGUCUUUUGGGAUGGAGCAGAGACAUUUGCAAAAUUAUGGCUCUAAAAUGAGAAACUUUCCCUCGAUUCUGCCCCUCAGUUAGUCCUGUAGAAUAGAUAAGAAGGGAUUAAGAAUCCAAUGACCAUAUCAGAAACUAAUGAGGCUAUUUAUAUGCAACCACAGGUCAUGCAAUUACCACCGAAAGAUUAAACGCCACAGUUCCUCAUUAGUUUGCAACGAAAAGGCAUACUUUGCUCCACUCUGAGCUGAGAGAUUAAGACCCCUCCUUGUCAUCUAUCAUAUCUCCUUUCCAAAUGUUUGGACUCACAAGUGAAACCUCCAAAUCCGGCCAUAUGUUCGAGAGCCAACAGAGAUAUGUUUGCUUCCUUUUUGUGUUCGCUGUUGCUGAAACAGGCGGGAGAUGAGACAUCGGGAUUAGAUAGGCAGCAACCAGAUGCACUGGCCUCCUUCCCAGACUGUGGGGAGGGGGGAGUUUUUUUUUCUGAUUUGGUUCCUCUUUGCUAAUUCUCUAUGACACCUCUGAGGGUCAAACGGGGACAUUCGUUCACACAUCCUGAGUCUGAAAAGAAAACGUGGAACCAGAACAAAAAAGUCAUUUUAGCUGCACUACACAUCAUACAACAAUAAAAAAAUCCCCAGGUGUGCUCAUAGUUACCCAAGUAGGCAUGGACCUUCCUCUUUCUUCACUUUGCUUCCUGUAAUUUACCCCUUUUGUUGGAUAUUCUUAAGAGACGUGCAGGAUCAUGUUCUUUUCUUUUCUUUGUUGUAGCAGAAAAGAAACCACAGCAGAGCCAAAAGUUCACGACCACAUGCAGAAAAAACAAGCAUCAAAUGAUUCAAUUGUCUGUAUCCUCCUCUCUUUAGUCCAGUGGUUCUCAAUCCAGUCCUCGAUGUUUCCCUGCUCCAACACACCUGAUUCAAAUGAUCAGCUCGUUAUUAAGCCAUUACAGAGCUUGAUAACGAGCUGAUCAUUUGAAUCAGGUGUGUUGCUUUAGUCCCUUUUACACAGAAAGGUCAAUAUAGGUGCAAUAUAGGAGUUAAAUAUACAGUAGAUCCCUAACCUAAUGUGGUUGGGGAUUGAUUUUCACUGUCAUGUAGACUCUUCUAUCAAUCUGCCCAUGUUCAAGAGUUCACCUGUUUGACUUUAGCCGGGAAUUUGAAUAGCAUAAAAGCUGGGGAGUAAAAGGAAGUUAGGGCGUAAAAGAGAUGAAACUGUCAUAUCAUAUGAACAAAGGUACAGAGCUGUAAAAGUAAUAAUAUUUCCAGAAAGAUUUGUCAAUAGCUUUGGUUCAUAAUAGGUCAACCAGGAGAUGUCUCAGAAGUAACAAGCUGAGAAGCAGCAUGUCCCGUAGUUGUUGUGGACGUGACUGUUAAUGCUUUGAUUCUUGCCUUUGUAAACGGACACUUUGGACAGUAAUCCAGUUCAACUGCUUUAUAAAGCUAUAACCGUUGCUCGGUUUAAUUGUGCAGGUCAACUGACUGACUAUCAAUGCCAAUUGGGCGGAACAGAGAAGGGCUGUGUCUGUGUUUGUGAAACUCAUGUAGUUGGCAAACUUAAUUUGGUCACUGAUGUUAGUCAAAGCUUUGUUUGGUUACUGAUACUCUGGCUUUUUAGGUCAGUAAAAUUACACAUAAUGAUAUCAAAGUUUGAUCAGUAAUUAGAGCUCUGUUCAAACACUGAUACUGGAGCUGACAUCUUUGUUUGUGAAGGGAUAUGUCGGCAGCUCGGUUUGUAAUGAAUAGGAAGGGGAAUUUCCCUUUGUGUGACUAAUAAGGGAGUAUCUUAUAUUAAUAUUUACAGCUUUGUUGGUAGUAAUUUUACAGUUUUUUUCCUUGAUCACUGAUAUUACAGUUUUGUUUGGUUACCACUGUCACAUCUGUGUUUUAUUACUAAUAAAACAGCUUUGUUUUUAAAAGCCAGAAUUCUGAUUGAAAAUUCUCACUUUACUCUCAGAAUUUUGUAGCUCGACAUGUAGCCUGACCCAUUAGCCAGAUCAUUUUAAAUUUUGCCAGCUUAUGAAUCCAAAACUGCUGCCAUUUCAUACAUUUUCCCUUUGUGUCAGAUAAACCUGACCAAUCAAAAUAUCUCAUUUAAAGCUCCAGUGAGGAACUUUCAGUUUGUGUUAUUUUUUUGCCCCCCUGUGGUCAAACCAGUCUCUGCUUAUCCUGACUGCUACAUGCUUGAAUAGUGAUCUAUGACAACAAAUUUCCCCCUGCUCAUUCUUGACAGACAAAUGUACAAAUCAUUGUGAGUAUUUCAGGUGAAAACUGUCAAAACAGGGCUUUGUGUUUUGACUUUUUUUAGGUUUCAAACAAUAGAAAUAAGGAUAUAAAAUUCUUAAAUUUUGUGGCUGUUGGUCCUGUUUGUUUUUGGAUUUCAUUUCAUUCCUAUUUCAUAAAAGAAAAAAAAGAAAAAAAAGAAAAAAGCACCUCACAGGAGCAUUAAGUUUCCAUUUAGAUGAGGAGUUGCAUUGGAAAAAUUCUAUUUGAGACCUGCCCUAAAUAGUAUCCUUUUUUGUCUUGAUUUGGUGCUUUAUGAAACUGAGGAAAUAAUCAACUGAAAAAUUAACUGAAUGACAAAAAGGCCAAGUUUAAACAGAUCAGACAGAGAAAUUGAAGCAAAGAUAAAUGAAUGGAAAAAAAUAAAGUGCUCAUUUUUUUAAAACUUGCUUUAAGAUUUGCAAGAAAUCCCAAAUCAUCUGUUUACCAAAACUGUGAAGAGUAUUAUGUCUUCCACACCUGCUUGCAUCUGCACUGACCAACAUACAAACACUGAGACUGCGCUGAAUAAACUGAAAUAUGCUCUCAAAGCUAGAGCAUAAACAGUUAUCUCCUCUCCCAGACACCACCAGGGCAGGAUCAACCCUCAGGAGAAACAUCUGGUGUGGACCUUUCAUCUGAUGCUGCUAGUAGAGCUGUGAUGAUAAAUUACAAUUUUAUUGUCGAGAGCAGCAAUAAAAUCUUUGCAAAAGACAGCUUAAAUGGCCAUGACUUGAAGACAAACAGAGAAAUUUUGGUUGGGCUUGAUCCGGUUGUGCAAAACAACAACAUUUCUGGUAUUUAGAAUGACUUCCAGAUUCGAGAAAAGACUAAAUUGAGUAAUGCUGUGGUGUGCAGCACAUCAGGAAGACAUAUCUGUUGUGGUUUGGUCAUUUCUACAGCACGGUUUUGCACAUUUAGGCUUUUUCUUAGAUUGUGCAUGCAAAGUUAAUAACCUUUCAUUUUGCUCCUGCACUUUCUUGAAGGCUCUUACAAGUUUGUGUGGAUGUUAACAGAGGCUAAUGAGGAUGAAAUCCCUCCUGACCUCCCUAUCACAUUAUAACAAACAUGUAGGCAUGAUGAAUUAAAGGCUAGUGUGGUUUAUAACUGCAGUUAUUCACCUAUUUGUGUCAUAAUUUCUCUGCAGCUGGAUAUUUUCUGUCAAUGACUCGACUACAUACCGCUCAGUACCAAGAUAACGUUAAAAGCAAACAUCUAAAGGGGAAAUAUGCAACACACUCAUGUCAGUGCUUGUAUUUACUCACGGUAUCUUGCCAGCAAGAAAAAAAAAAAAAAGAUGAAUGUGGGUUUUUUGCAGGAUGGUGCUGUUACAGGCUGAAAGGUGGUGAGAUUAGUGGAGCUACGCAGCAGCUGCUCAUACUCAUAUCUCCCCCUCUCCUCCCUUUCAGGCUGUUUGUGAACUUCCCCUCAUCCAAGCAGUUCUUCAGCCAGUUCAAGCACAUCGAGGAGCCAGAGGAGCUGGAGCGCAGCGCCCAGCUCAGGAAGCAUGCUCACAGAGUCAUGAAUGCCAUCAAUACACUGGUGGAGAACCUGGACAACUCAGACAAGUUGGCCUCAGUGCUGAAGCUGGUGGGAAAGGCUCAUGCGCUUCGACACAAGGUGGAGCCUGUGUACUUUAAGGUAAAAACAAGAAUUCACUGUAACUUUGCAACAUUUUCUACUACACUCUGCUAACUAGCAGCUGCCCACCAGCUGCUGUUAUUAGCUUUAAUCACGCAGCAAAUAUUCAAAGUACAUUAAGCUGACAAACAAACUCCCGGUGUAAGACCACUUCUCCUGGACAGUCUUCUUUUUUAUACACAUUAAUUUUGCUAGUUAGCAGCUGCCCACCAGCUGCUGCUAUAAAGCCAUAAACACACAACUCACAGUAUCAGAGCACCUCUCCUGCACAGCUAUCAUCUUUUUAUGGACCAAUAGAUAGAAUGACAAACACAAGACUAUUAACUUAUAAAAUCAGGGGUUGUCUGAAUACAGUAAAAAAAAAAAAAAAUUAAAUUAAAAAAGCCAUUUUCUUCACCCAAUGUUAUAUUUUUGUAAUUUAUGCCCAUAUUUAAAAAUGUUGGUUGGAGGAUGUCAUCUCCACUGCCAAACCCUCUGUUAUCUUCAGCCACAACACUAAGCUAAGCUAGCGUGACCAUAUUCUGAAUCCCCAAAAAGAAGACAGGACUAAGUGGGGGAGGAAACACAGAGUCACACAAAGUUAAUUUUGAGAGUUUUUCUGGGUCAAGUCAAGUGUCUAUUACGCGCCUCUAACUCCCUAAGUCUCCAUGACACAAACGCAAAACUUCCAUACAAAACCCUGGACAUUUGAGGGAUUUUAUAAACUUCCCCAGACAAAGCUGGACAAGGACAGACAGCCCGGACAGCCCCUAAUAAAGAGGACAUGUUGCGGUAAAAGACGACGUAUGGUCACCCUAGCUAAGUUUGCUUACUAUCUGCAACCUUUAAUUUCAACUUAAUAAGGCUACUCUAACUGAUCUGCUAUGCUGUUCUUUAAAGGGCCAUUAAGUUUUCUGUUGCAUUCCACUGUGUCUCCCGCAGUUUCUCAGUGGCGUGAUACUGGAAGUCCUAGGAGAAGAGUUUUCAGAAGUUGUGACCCCAGAAGUGGCCGCUGCGUGGACCAAACUCUUGGCUACAGUCUACUGCAGCAUCACAGCCGUGUAUGAGGAAGUGGGCUGGGCUAAGAUUAAGUCUUCAGAUGAAUGACGCUUUUUUUCUGGCUUUAAUGGACCGUGACCAGAGACUUCUCAUUUUUUAGGGCCAGAGCUUCAUGAGGGAUGAAUGGACUUUAACGACUUUAAAAUGGAAGCAACGUAUUUUUACAGAGGUUAUCUGAAUAUGUAAGGUAUACACUCAAUGUAAUCUAAGAUAAUCAUGGGUGGUGGAACAUAAAUAAGAACAGGUACUUUGCCUUUUUAAUGGCUUAUUGUGUAAAUUAAAGCUCAACUUGUAUUUAUAUAUUCUUGUAAAGGACCAAACCAUUUUAAGGAUAAAGUCUAGAGGUCGUUAAUGCAAUCAUAAACCCUAUAGAGUUCAAGAGGUCACAUUUGACUUGGAUGUGCCUUUUACUGAAUGUGUAAAGCUGGAAACUGCCAUGUAGAUACCAUUCUUCAUGAAUAAUAUUUGAUGUUUAUUUUUUUUUCCCUUAAUCGGUCCUCUUGUCUAUUGUUCAUGAGACAUUUAUACAUUUUAGCAGCUAAUCCAGAUGAUUUUACAUUUAUGUCACCAUAACCAAACUUUGUAUCUGUCUUCAACUACAUUUUUAAAUAAAAUUCAAAGAAAA